Molecule: messenger RNA, 1185 nt
Organism: Acanthosepion pharaonis
Lineage: Eukaryota; Metazoa; Mollusca; Cephalopoda; Sepiida; Sepiidae
Source: the annotation of a GenBank genome assembly
AUGAGGAACCAGCUGGGACAGCACAACGUGUCAGAGAAGGUUCUCCGUGGCUUAUGGCUGGAACGUUUGCCCAAAUCGGUUACUCAAAUUAUUGCCCUGAUGACGAGAGCCACACCUCUUGAUGAUUUGGCAGAGUCUGCCGACCUAGUUUUCGCCCAAUCUGACCACGGCGUAAACGCAGUUCACACCCCCGACACAACGAAGCGCGAACGCUACAAGCAGAGCGCGACAGAACGGGCGUUGGCCGACCUGCAGAGACAAAUACGGGAAAUACAGAUCUCUCUGCGCCCACGGAGAAGGAGACCAUACCGACAAAAACGGAGACGAACCUCGAGCCGAGAACGGCGAAGCGACCAGAGCAUUUUUUUGGUUUCAUCGCACGUGAGCACCAUAUCAGGACGAGCGGACUACCUGCACAUUCCCACCCGCGACGACUCGCACCACACAAAUUGGCGUACACCAACGAGCAAUUUCACAAAGAUGCUGAGCGACGGCAUCAUUCGUCCUUCAGAUAGCUCUUACGCCUCACCACUGCACUUAGUACUAAAACCUGGUGGCAAGGAAUAUCGGAUAUGCUUCGACUACAGGAAAUUAAAUGCAUCAACCGUACCAGACCGUUACCCUGUCCCUCAUAUCCACGACAUUGCGUUCGGCCUACAGGGUGCCCGCAUCUUUUCAAAAAUCGACCUGACGAAGGCAUACCAUCAGAUCCCCGUGGCUGCGGAAGACAUCCAUAAAACGGCAGUCACAACACCGUUUGGCCUAUAUGAGUUCUUAAAAAUGCCAUUCGGUUUACGCUGUCCAGACCUUCCAACGACUUAUGGAUGUCCUGCGCGGGCUACCGCAACACCUGUGAGAAGUUUUCCAGCGACUUUCGCAUUACGGCCUGAACCCGAACCUGGACAAGUGCAUUUUGGGGGCGCCCAGUAUCGAUUUCUUGAGCACCACACCAAUACGAACGACAUCGCACCUAUGUCAGCUAAGAUCAGCUCGAUCCAGGAUUUUCCUGUGUCGAUGUCUAUUAAACAAUUGCGACAUUUUCUCGGGAUGAUCAAUUUCUAUCGACGAUUAAUCCCGAAUUGUGCUACUAUUCAGCCCCUGACGAACCGCUGCAGAGAAAGAACAAGGGCAUCACGGUGGAGGGAGAUUCUCUGCACGCAUUUCACACAGCGAAGACUGCAUUAG